This is a messenger RNA of Coffea eugenioides, 1972 nucleotides long. RefSeq names its product sulfite exporter TauE/SafE family protein 2-like. Gene Ontology annotation, biological process: protein ubiquitination. Gene Ontology annotation, cellular component: Cul4A-RING E3 ubiquitin ligase complex; membrane. The record is from RefSeq and is a predicted model, not a curated record. The transcript is spliced from 4 exons. NCBI's taxonomy places the organism in Eukaryota, Viridiplantae, Streptophyta, Magnoliopsida, Gentianales, Rubiaceae. Bases 68 to 1462 code for a protein of 464 amino acids.
CAUAUGCCACCGAUCCAUUACUCAGAGAAACACAAACUCAAUAUCCCAGAAAGAACUGCAAUAAAAAAUGCAAGUGCAAAGAAAUUUGAAAUGGAUGGUUUUUCUAUUUAUCAUCCUGACAACAUUCAAAUCAGGCCAUGCAAAAGAAACACAGCCUAUUUUAGAAAAACUUGAUCAAUUCUUGAAUACAGCUCUUGAAUGGAGGGCUAAUCAGCAGAUGCAACUGCAAUCCCAAGAUUCCAAAUUGAAGCCUACAGUUUCCGUGAUGAUAUCAGGAGCUUUAUGCUUUGUAGCAGCAUCCAUAUCAAGUGCUGGCGGGAUAGGAGGUGGUGGGCUAUUCAUACCAAUUCUGUCUAUAGUUGCUGGAUUAGACCUCAAAACAGCCACAAGCUUUUCAGCAUUUAUGGUCACAGGAGGGUCAAUUGCUAAUGUUGCGUGCAAUAUGAUCAUCAAAGGAAAGAAAAAUGGCGGUAAGACAUUGAUUGAUUACGAUAUAGCACUUUUAUCCGAGCCAUGCAUGCUCCUGGGAGUCAGUAUUGGAGUGAUCUGUAAUCUUAUGCUCCCUGAAUGGCUCAUUACAAUCAUGUUUGCUUGUUUUCUUGCUUGGUCCACAUUCAAGACAUUCAAAUCAGGAAUAUCGUAUUGGAAAUUGGAAUCAGAGUGGAUGAGCAAAAAUAGAUGCCAAAAAUUGGAAAGCGGGAUGUUAAUUGAUGGGAAAAGUGGAGAGACUGUUCAGAGCUCGGAAGAGCCUUUAUUGCAGAAAGAAACAAGUUUAAAAUUCGACAUACCAUGGCAGAAGCUGGGGAUGUUGGUCGCGAUAUGGUUUUGCUUCUUUGUUCUCUAUCUUCUUCGGGGGAAUCGCUAUGGACAGGGAAUUAUAGUUAUGCAGACUUGUGGAGUGGGAUACUGGAUCAUCUCAUCGACCCAAAUUCCUCUUUGCAUAAUCUUCACUUUAUGGAUUUUGUAUAGCAGAAAAAGCAACACAAAUCAGUUUCAGCAGCAGGAAUUAGGAAGUGACGCGAAAAAUCAAGGGCCAAACAUGUUCGUGUUCCCAAUCAUGGCGCUGUUAGCAGGGGGGUUGGGUGGUGUUUUUGGAAUUGGAGGCGGAAUGCUGAUAAGUCCACUUCUUCUGCAAGUUGGCAUAGCUCCUGAAGUUACGGCGGCUACCUGUUCAUUCAUGGUAUUCUUCUCCUCAACAAUGUCAGCUUUUCAGUAUUUACUCUUGGGAAUGGACCAUGUCUACGCUGCCAUCAUAUAUGCAAUAAUUUGUUUUAUUGCCUCGAUUAUUGGUCUGGUUAUUGUACAAGGUGCUAUAGCGAAGCAGGGAAGAGCCUCGCUCAUUGUGUUUUCAGUUGGUAUAGUGAUGGCUGUGAGCACUAUUCUGAUGUCUAGUUUUGGAGCUGUUGACGUCUGGAGGGACUACAUUACUGGAAAAUAUAUGGGAUUCAAGAAGCCCUGUUGAAAAGGGGGAAAAGAGGAGAAUCAGUGGUCCUACUAACUUUAUAACCUGGUCCAGGAAGAAUAAGGCCAUAAACGCUAAACCGUGCUCUAGAUUUUGCAGAAGAGAUAAAUAACGAGCUCGAGAAAAUUACAUAUGAAUGCAACAUCAAGAUCGAAAGCAGUUGCAUUAUAGACAUAAAAUGCAGUUGAUGAGUGAUUUUUGGCACACAUCACAACAAGACGAAAGUGCAGUUCCAGAUUAGCUGAUAAGAUGCAUCAGUUUCAGUCUGAUCCUCUCUAAUUGAAGGCAUUAAGAAUGUUUAUGUUGCAGUAAAGAAUGGUGUAACCAGUUUUCUAGUACCGACCAACAAAGGUGAAUAAGAAUGAAAGGAAGCAAGAAAAGUUUCUUUGCAUCCAACCUGCAGAAAUAUCCCCUACGGAUGGUAUGAUUCAAUCCUGUUUUGUAAUGUUAAAAGUGUGGCUAUGCGACCAUUGUAUCCUUCACUUAUCUAGUGAGUAUAAACUUUUAGAU